Messenger RNA from Durio zibethinus, 1557 nucleotides. RefSeq lists its product as uncharacterized. The record is from RefSeq and is a predicted model, not a curated record. NCBI's taxonomy places the organism in Eukaryota, Viridiplantae, Streptophyta, Magnoliopsida, Malvales, Malvaceae.
GGUCCCCUCGAAUAAAAACACAUGUCAUUUCCAUGGCAAUGUUUAAAGCCAAUCAAAAUCUAUAAACCUUUUAUUUUUUUCGACCUGAGAAAAUAAAAACCAUACACACAUACAAAUUCGUCUCUCUUUCUUCUCUUUUCCUCAUGAGCAGCUAAAAAGCUUUGAGAGAAGAAAUUGGAAAGGCCCUCCAAUGGCUUUUCUGUUACCAAAUCUUUCUCCCUCCCUUCUCCAAACCAAAACCGGCUCCAAAGAAAAACCCAUUCAGCAACCACUUCUUUUCCAAAGUCGAAAACUCUUAUCUCAAGCUCUAACUGUUCAAUCCCCAACACUUCAUGGCUUCCAGGUUAGCUCUCCCUCACUUCUACAGGACAAGCACCAACAUCAGCCUCAACAAAGAGAUGAGUUUUAUGUCAACCUUGGACUUGCUGUUCGGACUAUUCGUGAAGAUUUGCCUUUGCUUUUCACCAGAGACCUCAAUUAUGACAUUUACAGGGAUGAUAUUACUUUUGUAGACCCGUUGAAUACAUUUUCUGGUAUUGAAAACUAUAAAUCGAUCUUCUGGGCAUUGAGGUUUCAUGGUAAAAUAUUGUUCAGAGAGAUUUCCCUUGAAAUUUUUAGGAUUUGGCAACCUUCUGAGAAUGUCAUAUUGAUUAGAUGGAACAUGAGAGGUGUCCCUAGAGUUCCUUGGGAGGCUGAGGGCCAGUUUCAGGGUACUUCAAGGUACAAAUUAGAUAGAAAUGGGAAAAUCUAUGAGCAUAAGGUUGAUAAUUUAGCAUUUAGUUUCCCACAGCCGCUUAAUCCGGCAGCCUCGGUGUUGGAUUUAGUUGCUGCUUGCCCAGCAAGUCCUAAUCCAACAUUUUUAUGGGACCCUGUGGAUACGUAUCAAUCUUCUUGGGUCGAGUUUUAUCGUGCAGUUAGAGAGACAUUGGAUCGAGAAGGAUAUUUGCUUUCUCAAGAUGGUUUGGCUACUUGUUCAUAGCCUGAGUUACUUCAUACUUAAUGUAUAUGGUGAAAUUUUACAAUAUAUACUUGUAUAAGCAAAUUACAUUUUGUAUGAUGGAUAUGGAAAUAGCUAGUAAAGGUUUUGUUGAAGCAUAUAGUGUAUGUACAUAGGCGGGAAGGCUGGAAAGUUUCAUGCAACUCUUGAGUUGCGAGAGGAAGAGAAUCUUGGGCAUAUUUGGUUCAGCUCUUACAAGUCAAUAUGUAUGUAUACAGAAUCUUAAUCUAUAGAGUAGAGCUUAUAUAUUAGCUUUUUGCAUAAUUGAGUAUCAUAAUUUGCUUUUGGCUUGAGUCUUCAUGUUGUUGUUGCUUGCAUUAAGACAUAAGAAGGGUAAGGUGUAAUGGAUGGAUAACAGGCAUCCUUUCCAACAAGCUGGCUAUUUCGAUGAUUGAAAUUUAGAAGGAAAAAUCUUGUAUCAAAGCCAUUGUUCUAAUGCUUUAUAUGUAUCAAUGCUCUCCAAGCUCAUAAAAUACAGGACAUAGUUCUAUGAGAAGUGGAAACCUUUGAUGUGUGGUAUUCAUUAUCAUAUUAUCAAUAAUGAUGUGUAGGAACAACAU